UUUAUGUUGUUCCAGGCAAUGCGGUCCAAUUUGCAGUAGUACUAGUUGCUGCCAACAAGGCCGGUUGUUGUAAAUUAGAUGGUUAUCAAUGUUGUGGUAAUGGUAAUUGUUGUGCAGAAUACGAAUAUUGUGAUCAAGAUGGAUUUUGUAAAAUGGGAUUGACACCACCAACAAAGGUACCACAAGUAGUUGUUGUAAAAAUUGUUCAAUAUAUCAUUAAAGAGAAAGUUGGAGUAUUAAAAUUGGCAAAAGAAAACAAUUAUAAUGAUAAAGAAGCUAAUCAGAUAGAUGAAACAACUGAGAAAUUGAUAGAAUGUGUAAACAAUUUUGGAAUGAGUUUAGUAAGGGCGGGUGUACAAAAAAAUGAUUCAUGUAUACUAUGUGAUCAGGUAAAAACUUUAUCUGAUUUUAAUACAAAUACAACAGCAUCAAAAGACGAAACAGUAGCAAUGUUAAAAUUGUUAUAUUCGUUAGAAGCAAUAGCAAAAAAUGCUACUAAAUGUGAUUUUAUCUUGAAAUGUAUGAGCGGAGAUAGUUGUUCUCAAA
Racocetra fulgida is the source of this 546-nucleotide messenger RNA. The record is from the annotation of a GenBank genome assembly. NCBI's taxonomy places the organism in Eukaryota, Fungi, Glomeromycota, Glomeromycetes, Diversisporales, Gigasporaceae.